AUGCCGCCCAUGUCAACUUCGUCGGCGCUGGUGACGUCGUCUUCGCCCGCUGCGCCACCUCCCGAGGAGGACGCUGAGUUACCCGUGGACCUGUCGCAGCUUCCGUCUAUCCCUGCGGCCAAGUCUUUGCUGCUGAUCAACAAUUUUGUGGCGAAUACCACGCGAUUCCUCAACCACUUUGCGCACGAGUGCGAGGAGCGAAUCACACGCGUAUCGGACAACGUCACAAGAGUGGAGAUCCUAUUGGCUAUUUUAGAGGCCAAGUUGAACAGCAUUCCAGAUCUGAAUGUUUCAGAUGCCGCAGUGAAUGGCGAUGAUGGGAAUUUGAACCUGAAUACGAACCAGAUGGAUCUAGGCAUUUCAGACCAAGACCUGCCCUCGAUGGAGACGAAUGGGACGCCACUACCACCUCCUCCACCCCCUCCAGAGGUAGAAGGGGCUUUAAUUGAGGGGGUCUUACCUCCUCCCCAUCCGCCGUCGAUGGACGGAAUGGAGGGUGCUUUAGUACUGCCCCCCCCUCCUCCUCCAUCGUCCCCUUCAGGAUCGAUGCCGCCUCCUCCGCCUUCGUCGAUGGAAGAUUUUGAUGACGACGAUGAGGAAGCUCAAGUUGAAGUGAAGGAGAGUGAUGGUCUUCCAGUGUUGAAGUUGAAGGAUGACCCAGUGUACGCCAAGUACUUUACGAUGCGCAGACUGGGCAUCCCGGAGCAGGUGAUCGAGCACAAACUGCUGAUGGACGGAAUGGACACCAACAUUCUCAAUAUGGACCCAGAAGGACCGUCGCCUAGCGGAGGGUUGGCGCCAACGAUGGACUCAGAGCCAUCGGGACCCAUUCUGCCGAUUAUGGCGCCGCCUCCACCGGCAUCAGACUCUGAGAGUGAUUACUCGGACGAUGAGCGUAUGGAGCUUCCACCCCCACCACCGUCACUGUCGGAGCCUAGAAGUGCUGAACGUCGACCGUCCGGGAAUAUCGGAAUGCCGUUCCCCUUGCCACCGCCGCCGAUUUCACCCACGUCGUCAGUUGGUGGACCAGCCUCACUGUUCGGUGAUGGCCCGCCUGGCCCUCCUCCACCGCCACCUCCGUCUUCGAGUGGCCGUCCAGCUCCGCCUGCCAGCGAGAUGGAGAGCUCCAGUGACGACGACAUUGAAGAAUUUGACGUCGAUGAUACACCACCUGCCUCUGCCGCCUCGGGCGUGAUAAAACUCAAAGAUGACCCGGCGUUUGACAAAUACUUUAAAAUGCGAAAGUUGGGAAUGCCGGACGGCGUCAUUCAGCACAAACUCAUGAUGGACGGGGUUACGCUCGACAUUCUAAACAUGGAUCCGGAAGGUCCAUCUUUUAAUGCCACUGGUGCAGCUCCAGUAGCCCCGCCGGCAGGAUCGGACCAGCCCCCUCUUCCUCCCGGAUUACCACCACCGCCACCUGCGCGGCCUGCGGGAGGGCUACCGCCGCCUCCCAUAAAGAGAUACGACGACUCCGACUCCGAUUUUGACUCUGACUGA
Molecule: messenger RNA, 1500 nt
Organism: Phytophthora infestans T30-4
Lineage: Eukaryota; Oomycota; Peronosporomycetes; Peronosporales; Peronosporaceae
Exons: 4
Coding region: 1-1500 (499 amino acids)
Biological process (GO): exocytosis; actin filament polymerization
Cellular component (GO): WASH complex
Source: RefSeq, a predicted model, not a curated record